Molecule: messenger RNA, 606 nt
Organism: Penicillium lagena
Lineage: Eukaryota; Fungi; Ascomycota; Eurotiomycetes; Eurotiales; Aspergillaceae
Exons: 1
Coding region: 1-606 (201 amino acids)
Source: RefSeq, a predicted model, not a curated record
AUGCCCAGCACACCACAAGUCUCGUACGACAUCACACACACCCUCUGGAAACAUUGCUACGAGGUGUCCACCCCCAGCCGUAACCAGCCCUUAUUCUAUGUGGAGAACUCCCACUGGACCCCUGGCAAACCAACACUAUCCUUCCACGAGUGCCACGAGAAUGGUCCGAUCAAAGCCGUAGCACGACUCGCCAAAAUGUCGCACUCGAUUGAUUGCGGCAUCGGCGAUCCUUCGGACCCCGCAGCUAGAAUCGCCUACGAGACCAUGACCAACAUCGGCUUCAUGAAAGUCCGCUACAUGUUCAAAGUGGACCGCGGGCGUGGGCCCGAAACAUUCCUUUGGAAGAAGACCCGUUCCCAUGGGACGGGCUUCUCAAAUAACUACAAGAUGGUCGAUGAUGCCAGCCAGAAAGUUAUCGCGGUGUUCUCGUCGGCCACAAAUCCUUUUUCGCCAUCUAAAGCGGGCCGGCUCGACAUUUAUGGCAAUUAUGGCGAGCGAUUUAACCUUAUGACCCUCGUCACGGGGAUUGCAUUACAUGAAAAGCAGCGUCGCGUCCGCGCUGCCGCCGCUGCAGCGGGCGGUGGUGGUGGUGGAGGCGGUGCUUGA